Molecule: messenger RNA, 1232 nt
Organism: Ilex paraguariensis (yerba mate)
Lineage: Eukaryota; Viridiplantae; Streptophyta; Magnoliopsida; Aquifoliales; Aquifoliaceae
Source: the annotation of a GenBank genome assembly
GCUGCAUCUUCCAUCUAGUGUAGGCAAGCGAAAAUAACAAAAGGAAGAAAUUUUUUAGUUCCCAAAUCCAGUCAAUACGCUUUUCCUUCUCCCCAACAGUUCUUAGGCACUCACCCAAUAAAUCGAUCUCAAUUUUCCUUCAGUAUCCAUCUUUCUCGCCACCAAAUCAGAAAGAGAAAAGAAGAAACCGCAAUCAGAGAGGGAGAGAGACGAUGAGGCCACCGAAAAGAUCGAUCCAAUUGUUGACAACAUGGGUGCGGCGACAACCGCCGAAGGUGAAGGCUUUUUUGGCGGUUGUGGCCGGUAUGUCGGCUCUGGUGUUGCUACGAGUUAUUGUGAACGAUCACGAUAACCUCUUUGUCGCUGCCGAAGCUGUUCACGCCGUUGGACUCUUUGUCCUUAUUUAUAAGCUCAUGAAGGAAAGAACUUGCGCUGGACUGUCACUCAAAACCCAGGAACUAACAGCUAUAUUUUUGGCUGUUAGAUUGUACUGCAGUUUUGUCAUGGAAUAUGAUAUACACACCUUGCUUGAUUUAACCACGUUUGCUACAACCCUGUGGGUUAUCUAUAUGAUUCGUUUUAAACUAAAGUCAAGUUACAUGGAGGACAAAGACACCUUUGCAAUAUAUUAUGUGGUGGUUCCUUGUGCUGUAUUAGCUUUGUUAAUUCAUCCGACCACAUCACAUCAUUUUGUCAACAGGAUUCUAUGGGCAUUCUGUGUAUACCUGGAAGCUGUUUCUGUGCUACCCCAGUUGCGGGUCAUGCAAAACACAAAGAUUGUUGAACCAUUCACAGCUCAUUAUGUGUUUGCAUUGGGUGUUGCAAGGUUCUUGAGCUGUGCUCAUUGGGUUCUCCAGGUUUUAGACACUCGUGGCCAUCUGCUAACAGCUUUGGGUCUUGGAUUGUGGCCUUCGAUGGUUCUUAUCUCAGAAAUUGUGCAGACUUUUAUAUUAGCCGAUUUCUGUUACUACUAUGUGAAAAGUGUUUUCGGAGGACAGCUUGUGUUACGCCUUCCUUCUGGAGUAGUAUAAGGAGGAUUGUAUGUGCAGGCUAUGGUUGGAAUUUUAUAUAUAUAUAUUUUGGUUGGUUUUCUUUUGUUAUUUAGCCUCAUCAUAUGGUCUAUGUUGGUCUCUGGUUCUUCCUUGUAGUCUUGACUGAAAUUUAAAUGUCUGGUCAGCAAAGUUGGCAAUUCAGACUACUUGGAUGGUUUAAAUUAUAACUUGAUUUGAACC